Molecule: messenger RNA, 351 nt
Organism: Diaporthe amygdali
Lineage: Eukaryota; Fungi; Ascomycota; Sordariomycetes; Diaporthales; Diaporthaceae
Exons: 3
Coding region: 1-351 (116 amino acids)
Source: RefSeq, a predicted model, not a curated record
AUGCAGAUCUCCACGCUCGCCACUUUUGCGGUUGUUACCGCCGUGACGUUCGCUAAGCUCCACAGCUCGGCUGUCUGCGUCAAAAGCAGAACGUACGGCAGCACUGGCAAUGGUACACCUUAUGGCAUAACCUACGGUUCCUACAAGGACUACGAAAUCGACACUGCGGGCACCCAAUGUGCCUGCGGCUACUACAAGAACCGCAACACUGGUAACAAGCAAUGGGACAAGUGCCCUGAUUGCACUUUCGAUGGUCUCCAGUGCAAUUCCGCCGGCUGGCACAUCGGUGGCGAUGAGAUGACCUACUACUGCGAGAAGAAGUGCGGCACCCAGGGAGCUGAGGCCAAUUAA